Molecule: messenger RNA, 285 nt
Organism: Anisakis simplex (herring worm)
Lineage: Eukaryota; Metazoa; Nematoda; Chromadorea; Rhabditida; Anisakidae
Source: the annotation of a GenBank genome assembly
AUGAUGGAAGAAGCCGAAGAGGAUGGCCUGAACCGGUUAGAAGGAUCAAAAGAUGUCGUGGGUGGACUAGAGAUCCGGAAGAAGUCAGAUGACAAGGAUUCCUGUUUUAAACAUCCUGGAAAAUCCCUGCUUGGUUUGGAUAUGCUGGCUAGAUCCCGAUCAAAGAAUGACGCGAAUAUACGGAAAAGACGAAUCGAAGAAGAUUCACCAGGUGGAUUAUCGGAAAGCACACGCAAACAUAUCGCUGAGUUCGUCUUUCUCGUUUCAGUAGUUUUUUCGAAUUAA